Messenger RNA from Conger conger (European conger), 604 nucleotides. It is a transcript of the gene mrpl42, whose product is annotated as mitochondrial ribosomal protein L42. The coding region runs from base 82 to 519 and encodes 145 amino acids. The transcript is spliced from 5 exons. Gene Ontology annotation, cellular component: mitochondrial large ribosomal subunit. NCBI's taxonomy places the organism in Eukaryota, Metazoa, Chordata, Actinopteri, Anguilliformes, Congridae. The record is from RefSeq and is a predicted model, not a curated record.
CACGGAAUGUGAUUACUGUAACAUACAGGGGCGGUCGCUCGCAGAUGUGUUUUGCAGUCACUCGGUGCUUGUGGAAGAAGCAUGGCCGGAGGUCAAGCCACAAAACUAACGUAUAUAUUUUCACGGCUCUCUCGUUUUGUAGCACAGAGGCAGUUGAAAGUUGUAACCAUCGUGUCCACCCAUCCUAAAUCCACAUUAACUGGACCUGCGGAUGAUCUGAACUGCAAAGUGGAAAUCGGCCUGACGUCCGACGGCAAAACGGUUGUGUGUCACCAUCCUUCCGUGGAGGUCCCGUAUGAACUCACCCAGCCUCUGCCCCGCCCGGACCCCCUGACCAAUCCCGCGGAGACCCACGACCAGGUUCUGAGGGCCCACCUUUGUAAAGACGUACUGCGUGACCAGCAGGCUCCCACCAUCGAGGAGCUCAGUAAAAUGUUCUACACCACAAAGCACCGCUGGUAUCCGGUUGGACAAUACCAUACCAGACGCAAGAAUCGCAACCCUCCGAGGGACCGGUGAUUGGCUACCUUCAUGUAACUGUCUAUUCUGAAACACCAUCUGUCUACCCUUUGUGUUCAAUAAAUAAAUGAACAAAUCCUUAAAA